AUGGAUGGAUUCAAAGCCAAAGUUGUUGUUGCUGCAAAUUCCUUUAAAAAUAUGAGCCGAAAAUUUUCCCCCAUUAAGGAUGUCAACGAUUCAAAAGAAACAUGGAGAUUGGCCGUUCGAGUUGUUGAUAUUUGGAGUGUUAUCAACAGCAAGGGUAAGGAGCAUCUGGAGAUGGUUAUAAUGGACGUAUCGGGUGAUAGGAUACAAGUUUUGAUUCGUUCUAACCACACACCAAAAUGGAAAGCACGAAUACGCGAAAACAUGUCUUGCAUAAUCAACAAUGGAACUGUUUAUGAUAACGAUUUUCAGUGGAAGCUCUGUGAUCAUGACAAGAAGUUUGUGUUUAUUGGUGGUACAACUGUGAAGGAAGUUGAUAUUCAGAACCUUCCUCCCAAAAGAUUUUUUUCAAAGACUUUACUGAUAUUCUUGGAGGCAAUUGAAAUCAACAAUUUUCAAUAUAACAAUUAUGGAAAAAUGUCAUUUGUUUCAUUGAGUCUUAAAGACGUGAAAGGUGUCAUAGUUAACUGCACAUUAUGGGAGAGCUACGGAACAAAAUUUUUGGACUUCUACCACGAUGAAAAAAACAGUGGUGCUAUUGUAAUAAUACUAACUCAUGCAAUGAUAAAGGAAUCACAAGUUUCAAAUGGAUGGAGUGGAUCUAAAUUGCUUAUUAACGAAGACAUCCCAGAGAUAACUGAGUAUUUAUCAAAGUUAACUGCAAAUGAGCAGACUGAAAAGCCUUCGCAGUCCUCAAAGGGAAUGUCUCUUUGGUCUGGUGCCUCUCAAUUCACCCCAGUUGAAAGUUUCGUUCAUAAGGCCAAGUGUAUAUCUCUGAGUGACCUUUGCAAGGUGAAACAGGACAUGUUAUGCGUUACUGUUGGAACAACUCAAAGGUUUUUUGUCUCAAAACACGGUUGGUUUUAUUAUGGAUGUACUAAAUGUUCUUUAAAGGCAUCUGAUGUGAACAAUCCAUACAAAUGUUCAUGUGGACAGAAUGUAGAACAUGCCAUACCAAGGUAUCGAGUUGACAUAUAUGUAGUUGAUGGUGAAUCAAAAUUCCGCUUUGUGUUUUGGGACACUGACUGUGCUGACAUUAUUGGAAAGUCUACUGAUAGUAUUUAUAAAGCAAUGCUUGAGGAAGGUGACGACGAUCCAAUGAUAUAUCUAGAUGAACUUGACAUGCUUCUUGGUAAAAAAAUGGCGUUUAGGGCUAAAGUUCAGCUAACAUUUGGCCAAGCAUCUGUUUGGAAGCUUUCUUAUGAUGAAGAAUUUGUAAAGGAAAUUGAGAAAGAUUAUAUUACUGAUGAAGAGUCGUUGUCUGCAUACGGAGAAAAUGAUCCUGAUAAAGUUGUGACCAAUACUCCAUCUAAAGGAAGUCCCGUUAAUCUUGAUGCUGUAGAUUCCGAAUUUCAAGCGUAUGGUACUACUCAACUUUCAGGAACAAAGCCUGCAAAGAAAGUUAAGAUUGAAUCUGAUGCCUGA
Messenger RNA from Vicia villosa (hairy vetch), 1482 nucleotides. RefSeq lists its product as uncharacterized. The record is from RefSeq and is a predicted model, not a curated record. The coding region runs from base 1 to 1482 and encodes 493 amino acids. Gene Ontology annotation, molecular function: DNA binding. Gene Ontology annotation, biological process: DNA recombination; DNA repair; DNA replication. NCBI's taxonomy places the organism in Eukaryota, Viridiplantae, Streptophyta, Magnoliopsida, Fabales, Fabaceae. The transcript has 11 exons. Gene Ontology annotation, cellular component: nucleus.